AUGUGGCUCACAUCCAGAUUGCGCCAGGCUGAGCGAGGCCGCCAGUCUGCUGAGCUGGACAACCGGCUCUUCAAACAGGACUUUGGAGACAAGAUCAACAGUCUGCAGCUGGAAGUGGAGGCGCUCACCAGGCAGCGGACUCAGCUGGAGUUAGAACUGAAACAAGAAAAGGAGAGGAAGUCACAAAACAGGGGCACCCCAGGGAAGGGGGCCCAGAAGCCAGAGCUGCGCAUGGAUGGGAAGCACAGAAUCCAAGAGGAAAAUGUUAAACUAAAGAAGCCCCUGGAAGAAAGCCACAGGCUUCUGACUCACCCUGCAGAGGAACAGGGUCAGCCUUUGCUCUCUGAAAAGCCACGGGUGUGUCAGUUGUGCCAGGAAGACGACUGCCUGACAAAGAACACGUGUAGAAACUGCAGAGGAACCUUCUGUAAUGCCUGCACAACAAAUGAACUGCCUCUUCCUUCAAGCAUCAAGCCUGAGCGAGUGUGCAAUCUUUGUCACGAGCAGCUGAUAAAGCAGUACUCCACCAGCCCACCCUAAAACUGGAGGCAAGACCAGGCCAGAGUGUUGAUGCCGGGCGGGCCUUGCUCGCACGUGGUAGACGCAAGGUGCCCUGGAACCGAGUCUUUAGAACCAACCCUAGCCGGUAGGAAAGACAGAAGUAAACCAGGUCGGUGUCCCGGGGAAGGCAGAGCUCGGAGGUGCUCUGACCUUUGCUCAUCUUCUCUAAUGAGUGCGUAAAUAAAAGUUGCUGAGCCUUUCCCUUCAACACCUAAACAAGCCCAUCUUGGAGAACUUAUCAGCGUUAUCUUUGGGCUUUGUUUUGUUUUGUUUUGUUUUUUGAGACAGGGUUUCUCUGUAUAGCCCUGGCUGUCCUGGAACUCAC
Mus caroli (Ryukyu mouse) is the source of this 886-nucleotide messenger RNA. Lineage: Eukaryota; Metazoa; Chordata; Mammalia; Rodentia; Muridae. The record is from RefSeq and is a predicted model, not a curated record.